Molecule: messenger RNA, 2935 nt
Organism: Solanum verrucosum
Lineage: Eukaryota; Viridiplantae; Streptophyta; Magnoliopsida; Solanales; Solanaceae
Product: putative late blight resistance protein homolog R1B-16
Exons: 1
Coding region: 13-2811 (932 amino acids)
Biological process (GO): defense response to other organism
Molecular function (GO): ADP binding
Source: RefSeq, a predicted model, not a curated record
AGAAAGAAAGAAAUGGCUAUUGUUGCUAUUAAUUCACUUAUGAUCACCAUACAACAAUCAAUGCAAGUAACUGGAUGUAAUUUGCAAUCGUUCUACGAAAAGCUUGAAUCGUUGAUAGCUAUUAAGGAGAAGCCUUGCAGCAUAACAGGCGAUCUCGAGGCAUUGGCAAGCUUGGAAGUAAAAAUCGCGGAGGUUGCAUACAGAGCAGAAGAUGAGAUUGACUCUAAAUCAAUAAAAGUUAUACGCGCAAAAACAGAUACUUUGCGAGGGAAGGCUUUUUGGAAACUGUGUUGUUUCUUGGAACAAGUGGUAGAACACAUUGAUUCCAUCAUGAAGGAGUGGAUGGCAAUCUGGGACGGGUGCAGCAACAUCAAAGAGUAUUUGAUUGUCUCAGAAUCGAGCAAAAGUUUUUUGGCAAAAACUAAAAUGAGACAAGGACUAGCGUUUUGGAAACGAGCAGUAGGACACAUUGAUUCUAUGAUAAACAACUGGAUGAUGAAGCAGAGAAUGUACACCAAAAGCAAAGAUGGAGAAGCACAGAAUUUGACUCUUGCCAGUACAUCUCGACAUUCCUUGGAGCAUGAGAAUAUGAUGGUUGGCCAUGAAAAUGAAUUCGAGAUGAUGCAGGACCAACUUACUAGAGGUGCCAGUGAUCUAGAAGUUGUCUCAAUUGUUGGGAUGGGGGGCAUAGGCAAGACAACUUUGGCUAACAAAAUUUUCUGUGACCCAUUCGUUAUGUCUUGUUUUGAUAUACGUGCAAAAGUCACCAUCUCACAAGAGUAUUGUGUGAGAAAUGUACUCUUAUGCCUUCUUUAUUCCGUACGUGGAAAGACUGAUGCUCAAACUUAUGUGGAGCAAAAUGAUGGGCAACUAGCAGACCAAUUGCAAAAGCUUCUAAAAUGCGGGAGAUACUUGGUAGUCAUUGAUGACAUAUGGACUAAAGGAGCUUGGGAUGAUAUAAAACUAUGUUUCCCAGAUUGCAACUGUAGAAGCCGAAUACUCAUGACUACUCGGAAUAUGGAGGUGGCUGAAUAUGCUAGCUCAGGUAGGCCUCCUUAUCAAAUGCGCCUUAUGAAUUUUGAUGAAAGUUGGAGUUUAUUGUAUGAAAAGAUCUUUGCGAAAGAUUGUUUUCCCCCUGAAUUUGAUGAAGUUGGGAAACAAAUUGCAUUAAAAUGCAAAGGAUUACCUCUAACGAUUGUUGUUAUAGCUGGACUUCUUUCCAAAAUUGGUAAAGCAUUGGAUGAAUGGAAAAGUGUUGCCGCGAAUGUAAGUUCAGUGGUGAACACAGAUCUUGAUGUCCAAUGCAUGAGAAUAUUGGCUUUGAGUUACCAUCACUUGCCUCAUCACCUAAGAGCGUGCUUUCUAUAUUUUGCACUCUUCCCGGAGGAUAAAUUGAUUUUUGUGAAUAAACUUGUGAAAUUAUGGUCAGCAGAAGGUUUUCUGAAGGUAGACGAGACGAAAAGCAUGGAACAAGUGGCUAAACAAAGUCUAAAAGAUCUUGUAGAUAGAAGUUUAGUUUUCAUCCAAAGGGUGAGUAGUUUUGAUGGAAAAAUAAAAGCUUGUGGAAUGCAUGAUGUGAUCCGUGAACUCUGCUUGAGAGAAGCUCGAAAAAUAAAUUUUGUGUAUGUUAUAAUGGACAAUCAAAAUCCAACUAAACAAGCCAGACAUUUUUCAACAAAGAGAGCUCGGAUCAGUAUCCAAUCGAAAAUUGUUCGCAAGCGGUUGCCUAUGGUUUGCAAUAAUGAUUCCUGCUCAAUUCUUCGUUUUGUUGAUGAUCCCUCAAGCUCAAGAAUGAUGCAAGAAUUGAAGAGCUCAAGAAUGAUGGAAGCAUUGAAGCGUUUCAAGGUACUAAGAGUCCUAGAUCUUGCUUCGCUGACGUUGAAUGCUUUUCCCAGUUGUAUAGUUGAACUGUUUCAUUUGCGAUACCUAGCUCUGAGAGUUUACUCAUCCACUAAUGAUCGGGGUAUUGACAUUCCACCAUCAAUAGCUAGACUUCAGUAUUUGCAAACUUUAAUACUUAAGUCUCCAACAUCUCUCGCGUGGAGGUUUUCUCGCCCUUUCAUAUUACCAUCAGAAAUUUUCAAAAUGUCUCAAUUGAGACACCUCUCUUUAGACUGGAAUUACUUGAAGCAACAUGAGUCUAUAGAGAGAAGUUGGCUUCUGAGAAAUUUGCAGUGUUUGUCCGGAUGGAAUCCGUUAUAUUGUACUUCUUCGGUCUUUAGACUACUUCCCAAUGUAAAGAAGCUGCAGAUAUAUGGCAUUCAAGAAUACUACAUCAGAAGUAGCAAGGACAAGAUCUUCCAUAAUCUUUGCUACUUAGAUCAGCUUAAGGAAUUGAAAUUUAAGACGAAAAGGAUGGUUAAUGCAACACCAAUGUUUCUUCCUCCUCUAGGUACAUUUCCGAAGAACCUUAAGAAGUUAGCUUUUACAGGUACUCGGUUGCAUUGGGAAGAUUUGGAGAUUCUUGGUAAGUUGCCUAAACUCGAGGCCCUCAAACUAGGAUAUGAUGCCUGCAUUGGUACUGAUUGGGAAGUAGGUGAGGAAGGCUUUCCACACUUGAAGUUCUUGCGAUUGAAGCGUUUGUACUUGCAUAAAUGGAGAGCUAGUAGUGAUCACUUUCCACGACUUGAACGACUAGUCAUUAACCGUUGCUGGAGCAUGUAUUCGAUCCCGCAGGACUUUGUAGACAUAACCACACUUCAGCUGAUUCAUAUAAGUGACUCUGCAAAAUCUGUUGGGAACUCCGCCAAGAAGAUUCAGCAGGAAAUUGAAGACAACUAUGGAAGUUCUGUUGAGGUCUGUAUCAGUUAGUCCUUUCAAUUAAGCCUAUCUCUUUAGUUGAUUUAAAUUGUAUUCGCUUGUCCAACUUAUGAGAUAGAACAUUAACCAUACCAUUUCAAGUUAACGUGCCAUCAGGAGACCACUUUUUUCAUCA